This is a messenger RNA of Xiphophorus hellerii (green swordtail), 3596 nucleotides long. It is a transcript of the gene pcyox1l, whose product is annotated as prenylcysteine oxidase 1 like. The transcript is spliced from 7 exons. Lineage: Eukaryota; Metazoa; Chordata; Actinopteri; Cyprinodontiformes; Poeciliidae. The record is from RefSeq and is a predicted model, not a curated record. Gene Ontology annotation, biological process: prenylcysteine catabolic process; prenylated protein catabolic process. Bases 245 to 1750 code for a protein of 501 amino acids. Gene Ontology annotation, molecular function: prenylcysteine oxidase activity.
GCGCACGGUGGCAUAUAAAUGAUGCUGACCCCCUUCUCUGCUACCGCAUCCUCACAAUCAUCUUUGUACUUCUUUGUGAACCAUAUUAAACUUAAUUAACUGAUUCAAUUCUCAGUAAAAUAAACCUGCAUCAUAUUUUUUCUAAGCAUGUCCCUCCAAGCGAAAGAAGGGAGAUAACCUGAACCUAACCUGCUGGAACUGAACCGAACCCUCUUACCCUCGGCGCUGCUCCCAACCGGCGGCUAUGGGCGGCUUUCAACUCCCGCUCAUCGCCGUGGUGCUAACGGUCUGCUCAGCUGUCGGAAACCCGGAGACACCCGCUCAUGAAGACGGUGCUCCGCCUUCACGAAUCGCUGUGGUUGGAGCAGGUAUAGGAGGCAGUGCGACGGCCCAUUUCCUGCGCCAACACUUCGGUCCGGAGGUGCAGGUGGACGUGUUCGAGAAGGGCGAGGUCGGAGGUCGACUGGCCACUGUAACCGUCAACCACAAUGAAUAUGAGUCUGGAGGAUCCAUUAUUCACUCCCUCAACCUGCACAUGCAGGAAUUUGUCAAACAGCUUGGUUUGAAAUACCGUCGAAAUGUGGCAGGAAAGACUGCCGUCUUUAAUGGUGAAGAGGUGAUUUUGGAGGAGACCGACUGGUACCUGUUGGAUCUGUUCCGGCUUUGGUGGCGCUAUGGGAUCAGCUUCAUACGGUUGCAGAUGUGGGUGGAGGAAAUCAUGGAGAAAUUUAUGAGGAUCUACAAGUACCAGGCUCACGGCUACGCCUUCAGCUCCGUGGAGGAACUCCUGGACUCUCUGGGAGGCAGCGGCUUCAUCAACAUGACCAGACGGCCGCUCUCCGACUCGCUGCUGGAGCUGGGCGUGUCGCAGCGCUUCAUAGAUGAGGUCAUAGCGCCCGUCAUGAGGGUCAACUACGGACAGAACGUCAGCAUCCCCGCCUUUGUAGGUGCUGUUUCUCUGGCUGGUGCCCAGAACAACCUGUGGGCGGUGGAAGGAGGAAACAAGCAGGUGUGUUCAGGACUCCUGAAGAUGGCUAACGCUAACUUACUGAAGGCUCAGGUCACAUCUAUCUCCCCGCUCCUCUCAGGGGAGGUGCUGCAGUACCAGCUGAACUUCACCGCAGCGUCAGGAGUCGGAUCGGAGCUGUACGACAUCAUAGUGUUGGCGACUCCGCUUCAGGCCAGCGUCGGUUCGGGACUCCAGUUCCAGGAUUUCGCCCCUCCCUUCGACGAGCUGCCCGGCAGCUAUCACGGCACCGUGGCAACAAUCGUUCACGGCUACCUCAACACGUCUUUCUUUGGUUUCCCGGACCCUCGCCUGUUCCCGUUCGCCAGCGUCCUCACGACCGAAACGCCCAGCCUGUUCUUCAACAGCGUGGCCAGCGUUUGUCCCGUCAACAUCUCAGCCGGCUUCCGGCGCAAGCAGCCGCAGGAAGCCGGCGUCUACAAGGUGUUUUCACCUCAAUCUCUGGACAAAUCGCAACUCAAAACACUUUUCAGGUCGUACUAUUCGGCCCAGGUGACGGAGUGGCAGGCCUACCCUCAGUACGGCAGCAGCCAGGGCCUGCCGCCUGUGGAGCUGCACCCCAACCUCUACUACCUCAACGGCAUCGAGUGGGCCGGCAGCGCCAUGGAGAUGAGCUCAGUGGCAGCCAAGAACAUCGCCCUGCUGGCGUACCACCGCUGGAGCAAACAGACGGACAUGGUGGACCAGAAAGAUCUCAUGCACCGGAUCAAAACGGAGCUAUGAUCCAGUCAACUCAAAGUGGAGAAAAGUCAGCUGUAAAAAUUUAUUUAAAAGGGAUUUUUUGGGGGAAUCUGUGAAUGUGUAUGUUGAUACAGCAGAAUAUGGUUUUGUUUAUCUUAACUUGCAAAUAUUUAGCCUUAGAAUCUUUUAUCAAAGGAUUUUAAGCUUCUUGUAGUGUCUUGACCACGUUUCUAUAAUAAAAUCUGCCUGUUGCUGUAAGUUAGUCAUAAAUCAACUUAAAUAAAAUGAGAACUUACGAAACUUUUUAAACAAAUAUAGAGCAAUGUUUUAGUUUUCCAGUUGGCUUUGCUUGUAAAAUAAUUAGAGGAGAAUUUAUGCAUGUUGCAGGACUUUAAUGGGAUGUUUUUUAUUUUUGUUAAUUUUCUUUCCACACAAAGAAGAAUGUCAAGCAGCCAGUUUAUAUUUUUGCCUUGAAGUAUCUGGACCGUUGCUUUGCUUUUUAGUUUUCAGAUGUGGUGAAUGUUCAUUACUUAAUGUAACUAUAAUAACUCUAAGGAUACAGUUACUGCAGUUUGUAAAUAAAUGAUUCAGCUUUGUUUUAUUUGCCAAAGAAAAACUCAGAGAAAUUAGAUACUUGUUCAAAUUCACUGGUCAGUCCUAAUAAAUUAGAGCAACUUUAGAAAUGUUCAAUAUUUUAAUUCAGAAAGUAAAGCUCUUGGGAUUUAUAGAUUGAUUAAACAUGUAACUAAAUAUAUUUCUGUUAACUUUAACAAAGUUAGCAUAUUUUUACAAGAACCAAUUAAAAAUUUUUUUAGCACAAAAUACUUUGAUGAGGUUCUCCCAGUCAAAACUAAAUGUGGAAACUUGGAUUCUGAUCCUCUCUUGUCUUCAUUGAGACCUUGGGACUUUGAUUUCCAACUAAAACGCAAAAUCUACUUUAAUCAAAGACGAGGACUUUGGAAAACUGAAUAAAAAGGGUUUAAAACAAGAAAGGAAACAGUUAUGUGUGUAACUGUACUGUGGAACAUAAUAAGUAUAUGGAAUUUUAAGUCCAUAUCCUUAAAAUUCAACUCUUGAAUAGCUUCAGCUUACAAUCCUCACAAGCGGCAGCUAAACCUUAUCUACCACAUUUUUUCCUUCCACUAAGCUUUCCAUUAAAAUGCUUCCAUACAGUACUCUGUGACCAGCCAGCUUCUUCUUUUAUGGAUUAUUAUGUCAGCCUCUGUAUACUGGAUAAAUUGGAAGUCAGAGUCUUUCCAGUGAUUACAUAACAUUUCUGUAUUAGAAGCAAUUUUAUUUUUUGCUUUAUGUAAUAUUUAAACUGUCUCAGAAACAGUUUUUUUUAUUGGCUGCAUCGAUUUAAUGAAUUAAAUAAACCCUUUUGAUAUAUUUCUGUGUGGUAAAUGAAUAAAUUACAUUCUGAAGCUGAAUUAGAAUAAUAAAUGAACUUUUCAAAGGGCUUUUAGUAAAUUAAAAUGUAAAUGUGAUGAUAGUUUCUUUCACCUGAUCACGAUGGGAUCUUGAUAAUGGAGUAAUCACAGCUAUGCAGUGACCACUGGUGCUAUGCUCUUUCCCGCCGCCCCUUUUUUUCUUCUUCUUUUUUUAAAUGAUUCCCCCUUCCUGUUUUUGUUGCGUAAUCCAGCGGAAAGAAUUUUUUUCAGGGCCUGGAGCCAGUCAGCUUUCACACUGGAUAGAAAACAAAGCCGAGCGCCGAUCUGCUGUUGCUGAUAAUUUACAUGACAUUUUCUUUCCACUCAAGCAUGAGAGCGACACUAAGCAAUUCCCUUCUCUAAAAAUGUAAAACUUUAAAGGAUGAUGUUGAUCUGUUUCUGGGUUUGACCUGUAAAUGUCGGUGAACGGAGAAUAAAACUCUUUUCUUGUCUUCUGA